AUGCCUUUCGGAAACACAGAAGUCAAUCGUUGUCCACGUUGUAAUCAAGCUGUUUUCCAUGCUGAAGCAAUACCAGCAGCUGGAAGUCAAUGGCAUAAAACCUGUUACCGAUGUGGUCUCUGUAAGAAAGCUUUAGAACCUAUGACCAUGGCUGCACAUGAAGGUAAUAUCUAUUGCAAACAAUGUUAUGGUCGUAAAUUCGGUAUUCGUGGUGUUGGUUUUGGUGUUGGAGCUGGUGCACUUGCUAUGGAUACUGGUGAUCGAUUUGGAAAUACUGAAUCACUUUCAAAUAAACCAAAUUAUGCUGCUCCACCUGGUGCUGCAGCAGGAGGUAAAGCUGCUGGUAACACCGAAGCAUAA
Rotaria sordida is the source of this 360-nucleotide messenger RNA. The record is from the annotation of a GenBank genome assembly. NCBI's taxonomy places the organism in Eukaryota, Metazoa, Rotifera, Eurotatoria, Philodinida, Philodinidae.